GGCGCAGGCGCGCUGCGCUGUGUAGCGGAUCCGAAGGCAGCCGUGCCAACCUCCCGGGCGGGGCUGGAAUCCCCCAGGCCCCGCCCCCGAACCUCCAGGGAUUUCCCAGCCCAGAGGUGGCAACCGCCUUCCGGCCGGGGACUCUGCUUCCCAGGUGGCCCCAACAGGAACCCCUAAGGCUGGGCAAGGUGAGCUGGCAAGCCAACAACACUCGGUUCCAACUGGUCUGCGGGAACUGACUUCAUCUAAGAAGUUGAGUGACCCUCCGUUCCCUUCCCCUGUCCUUGCUGAAGACGGCACAGAACCACCCCAUGUUGGUGGAGCUGAAAAAUGGUGAGACUUACAAUGGUCACCUGGUGAGUUGUGACAACUGGAUGAACAUCAACCUACGAGAAGUCAUCUGUACCUCCAGGGAUGGAGACAAGUUCUGGAGGAUGCCUGAGUGCUACAUCCGAGGCAGCACCAUCAAGUACUUGCGCAUCCCAGACGAGAUCAUCGACAUGGUGAAAGAGGAAGUGGUGUCAAAAGGUCGUGGCCGUGGCGGGAUGCAGCAGCAGAAGCAACAGAAGGGGCGUGGGAUUGGCAGUGCAGGACGAGGGGUGUUUGGAGGCCGUGGCCGAGGCGGAAUCCCUGGGAGUGGCCGAGGGCAACAAGAGAAGAAGCCAGGGAGGCAGCCAGCAAAGCAGUGAAAGAACUCAUUUUUGGAGACUGCAUUGGAUUCCCGUACCAUGUGUUUUUGAGAGGCAGAGAUACUGUCUCCUGUUGUUUCCCCACAAAAUACAUUCUAGCAUCUUUGGUUUUUUCCUUUUUGCGGAGGUCCAGAAGUGACAGCUGAUUACUCCCCCCCACCACCACCACUAGGUUUUUGUUAGUGGUUUUAGACAGAGUUUGUAAUUAGAACUAAUUCCUGGGGGUAUUGUGGAUCAUUUCUUUUUACCAUCCUCCUAAAAUUCGCUUCAAAUUCCUGCCAUUUGGUUCUAGAGUGAUUUUAUUUCAAGCCUUGUUUGAGUUGAAUUUCGACAUUUUAGUCUUUUCAGGGACAAUUUCUUUUUUUUCCUCUUUUGAGAUAGCUUUGGUACAAAAAGAGGUUAAUAUGUUUCUUUGAGAUACAUGGAAAUGAAAAGGGUUGCCAUAUUUACACGAACAGCUUGGCUUCUCCCAUCUGCAAAAUAGACAUAAACAAAAUGAUUGCUUUUUGUUGUUGUUGAGGGGUGUUGGCCCUGCCCCAUGAAGGCCAUUUGUGACUUGCUCACCAUUGCACAAAAAAGCAACAAGGCCAGUGAGUGGAAGCGCCAGAGUGGAGUUUGGGGCUCUUGCUAGAUAGAAUUUUUCCCCUCAUUUCAGAGAAUGGGCAAAGGCAUCUGCUUUUAAUGAAGUCGGAUUGACAAACACAUCUUUUCCCUUUGAACACUUUUGUGUCUGUCAUCUAACAAUGCUGGCUUCCUGCUGGCAAGACAUCAUUAGCAAAAGUGUCAGGAUCAGACCUUUUCGUGUCAGGUUUUGUCUGUUACCCCCCCCCCCCCUUCAGCACUCAGAAUUACCUUCCAGUGUUGGGGAUGCUCUGCUGUCGGACACGGGUUAGGCCCCCAUAGGGAAGAGCCUUGUCCCGCCAGCUCGAGCUUUCUUGGAGACUCUUAAGUGGCCAGUCUCAGUGUGUGGACCUGGGCCUGGAAUCCAGCUCUGGCACCUCUUUCCCCCCCCCCCCCCAUUUCCCUUUCCCCAUCCCAGAUGUGGGAUAAGUGGAAUGUUAGAGGCACAGAGGGGGUCUCCGGGGUGAGGCAAAAAUCCCAUGAUGGGGUUUUCUGAAAAGACAGGGUAAAAUCAGGUUAUUCCCCCCCCCCCCGCCAUCAAAAAUGGCAUCUCAGCUGUACAGGUGUCGCAGUAUCAUUUGCCUUUGGCCAGUGUGUGAUAAACGAGCUUCUACAUUCAUGCUGUCUGUAAAAAUAGAUCUUUUUGUUACUUGGUUGCUGAAGCCACUGGGAGUGAAAUAAACUUUGUUACACAAUCUGUCAGAAA
Molecule: messenger RNA, 2016 nt
Organism: Eublepharis macularius
Lineage: Eukaryota; Metazoa; Chordata; Lepidosauria; Squamata; Eublepharidae
Gene: LSM4
Product: LSM4 homolog, U6 small nuclear RNA and mRNA degradation associated
Exons: 6
Coding region: 312-689 (125 amino acids)
Biological process (GO): P-body assembly; spliceosomal snRNP assembly; nuclear-transcribed mRNA catabolic process
Cellular component (GO): U6 snRNP; P-body; spliceosomal tri-snRNP complex
Molecular function (GO): U6 snRNA binding
Source: RefSeq, a predicted model, not a curated record